Micromonas pusilla CCMP1545 is the source of this 621-nucleotide messenger RNA. RefSeq lists its product as uncharacterized. Gene Ontology annotation, cellular component: Hrd1p ubiquitin ligase ERAD-L complex; endoplasmic reticulum membrane. NCBI's taxonomy places the organism in Eukaryota, Viridiplantae, Chlorophyta, Mamiellophyceae, Mamiellales, Mamiellaceae. The annotation marks the transcript as partial. The record is from RefSeq and is a predicted model, not a curated record. Gene Ontology annotation, biological process: endoplasmic reticulum unfolded protein response. The transcript has a single exon. Gene Ontology annotation, molecular function: misfolded protein binding; ubiquitin-specific protease binding.
AUGCCGAUGACGCUGGAGCAAUGGUACCGCCAGAUGCCGAUCGUGACGCGGUCGUACCUCACGCUGUCGUUCCUCACCACCGCGGGAUGCGCGUUGGAGCUCAUCUCCCCGUUCAGCGUGUACUACAACAGCCAUCUGAUCUUCCGAAAGUACCAGCUCUGGAGGCUCUUCACCAACUUCUUCUUCUUCGGGUCGCUCGGGAUGGACUUCGUGUUUCACAUGUUCUUCCUCUCGCGGUACUGCCGCUUACUCGAGGAAGGGACGUUCCGAGGUAGAAGCGCGGACUUCUUCACCAUGCUCGUGUUCGGCGGGUGUCUGCUCUCCUUCGCGGCGCCGUUCGUGAACAUCCAAUUCCUCGGCUCGAGCCUCACGUUCAUGAUGGUCUACGUCUGGGGCCGAAGGAACUCGUACGUGAACAUGUCCUUCCUCGGGCUCUUCUCGUUCACCGCGCCGUAUCUCCCGUGGGUGUUGCUCAUCUUCAGCGUCAUGCUCGGGAGCUCGCCGGUGGUCGACCUCCUCGGCAUGGGCGCCGGCCACGCGUAUUACUUCCUCGAAGACGUCUACCCGACGAUGACGAACCGGCGGAUCUUACGCACGCCGCGCGCGUUGAAGUGGGCGUUC